Molecule: messenger RNA, 1362 nt
Organism: Phytomonas sp. EM1
Lineage: Eukaryota; Euglenozoa; Kinetoplastea; Trypanosomatida; Trypanosomatidae
Source: the annotation of a GenBank genome assembly
AUGACGGAUCUAUUCACCUUUAGCGUGGCGAAAGGACCUUCCCCCCCGGUGGCGGCUCGGAGUGGGGUGUUUUACCUCCCGCAUGGACCCGUUCGGACGCCCAUUUUCAUGCCGGUGGCGACGCAGGGCGCCCUCAAAGGGAUCACCGUGCAGCAGCUGGAGGAGCUCGAGGUGGAGAUCAUCCUCGCGAAUACCUACCAUCUCGGCUUACGCCCGGGCGAGGAGGCGUUUCGGGAGAUCACCAAACGAAAGAACGCCCGUGCGGCGGGCACCUUGACCUCUUUGGAGCACCCCGCGAAGGCCCCUCAGCCUUCUUUGGAUAGGGUUCGGGAUAACAUGGAUGGCAUUCAUUUCCUUGAGGGCUGGCGAGGGAAUAUCCUCACCGAUAGCGGUGGGUUUCAGAUGGUGAGUCUCCUGCGGCUGGCGGAGAUCACGGAAGGGGGGGUUCGCUUCCAAUCCACGCACGGCGGUGGCGGGCGGGCGGCACUGCGCGGCCGUGAUGGCGACCCCCCUUCUCCAGAAGGCGCGGAGGAAUCCUCGCCCUAUGCCCUUCUCCUUCGCCCGGAGGAUAGCAUUCGGAUCCAAAACGCGAUCGGGGCGGAUGUCAUGAUGCAGCUCGACGACGUCGUGCACGUGCUGACGACCGGUCCUCGGGUGGAGGAGGCGGCGAAGCGGAGUCUGCGGUGGUUGGAUCGCAGCCUCGCCGCGAACGAAAACGAGGCGAAGCAGUGCAUCUUCGGGAUCGUGCAGGGCGCGUUGGAUCCCACGUUGCGGCGGGAGUGCCUGCGGGAGAUCACGAAACGAACGGCGUGCAAGGGUUUCGCGAUCGGAGGGCUCAGUGGGGGGGAGGCGAAGGACGACUUUUGGCGGAUCGUUCGCCUUUGCACUUCCGAGGGCGGGCUCCCAGAGGAGAAACCGCGCUACUGCAUGGGGGUUGGUUACCCGGAGGAUAUCCUUGUCUGCGUCGCGCUUGGUGUGGAUAUGUUUGAUUGCGUGUUUGCCUGCCGUACGGCGCGCUUUGGCUCCGCGCUCACCUCCACUGGGAAGAUUCAGCUCGGAAAGCGGCGCUACGCGAACGACUCCGGGCCACUUGAUGCGGCAUGCAACUGCAUGACGUGCAAAACCUACACCCGCGCGUAUCUGCAUACCAUCUGCGCCUCCAAGCACUCCAUCUCGGCCACUCUUCUUUCAUAUCAUAACAUUGCCUACCUGAUCAACCUCACGCGGGGGGCUCGGACGGCGAUUCUCGAGGGCCGCUUCACGGAGUAUGUGCAAGAUUUUUUCAUCUCUUAUUAUCCCGAAAAGAAUUAUCCUCAAUGGGUAGUGGAUGCACUGCGGUCUGUUAACAUCGAAUUAAAGUGA